AUGGAAAAUGUCAAAGCGACAAAUGACGCGCUGGUGGACAUUGACCAAACGUUGACAUCUGUAUUUGUCACGACGGCGGCGGACCAAUUAUCGAUAUUGGUACAAUUUUCUUAUCUAGAAGGUCCCCGCGUAGAUUCUGCUCGCAUUGAUAAUAUCUACGUGCAGUUAACCGCUUUAGGAAAAAGCAGUACAAAUUGCAUUCAAUGCCCGACACAAAUAUCAAGCCACAUUGACCGGUUGCAUGGCAAACGGUGA
This is a messenger RNA of Plasmopara halstedii, 255 nucleotides long. RefSeq lists its product as uncharacterized. The coding region runs from base 1 to 255 and encodes 84 amino acids. NCBI's taxonomy places the organism in Eukaryota, Oomycota, Peronosporomycetes, Peronosporales, Peronosporaceae. The transcript is spliced from 2 exons. The record is from RefSeq and is a predicted model, not a curated record.